AUGAUGGAGACAAACAAGACUGUGGUGACAGAAUUUAUUCUGACAGGGCUUACAGAUCGUGCAGAGCUGCAGACCCCCCUAUUUAUCGUGUUUUUAGUAAUCUACCUAAUCACCAUGUUGGGAAACCUUGGACUGAUUGCCCUCAUCUGGAAGGACCCCCAUCUUCACACGCCAAUGUACUUAUUUCUUGGUGGUUUAGCCUUUGCAGAUGCUUGUACUUCAUCUUCUGUGACUCCCAGGAUGCUUGUCAAUAUUUUAGACAAAAGUCAGAUGAUAUCCCUCUCUGAGUGCAUGGCCCAAUAUUAUUUUUUUGGUUCCAGCGCAACCACAGAAUGUUUCCUCCUGGUAGUGAUGGCCUAUGACCGCUAUGUUGCCAUAUGUAACCCUUUACUUUAUCCAGUGGUGAUGUCCAACAGACUGUGCACUUGCUUAAUAAGUAUUUCAUAUGCAGUUGGUUUUUUGCAUCCUGUCAUUCAUGUAGGAUUAUUAUUUAGAUUAACUUUCUGCAGGUCCAAUAUAAUACAUCAUUUCUACUGUGAAAUCUUGCCACUAUAUACAAUUUCUUGCACUGAUCCAUCCAUUAAUGCAUUGGUGGUUUUUGUUUUUGCUGCUUUCAUACAAGCUUUUACUUUUAUGACCAUCAUAGUCUCUUAUACUCGUGUCCUUUUUGCCAUCCUGAAAAAGAAGUCUGAAAAGGGCAGAAGUAAAGCCUUCUCUACGUGCAGUGCCCAUCUGCUCUCUGUCUCUUUGUUCUAUGGUACUCUCUUCUUCAUGUAUGUGCGUCCUGGGUCUGGUCCAAGGAAAUAUCAGGAUAAAAUGUACUCACUGUUCUACACAAUUAUAAUUCCUUUACUAAAUCCCUUUAUUUACAGUCUAAGAAACAAAGAAGUUUUAAGUGCACUGAGAAGAGUUAUAAAGAAAUAA
Chrysochloris asiatica (Cape golden mole) is the source of this 924-nucleotide messenger RNA. RefSeq names its product olfactory receptor 5AC1-like. Lineage: Eukaryota; Metazoa; Chordata; Mammalia; Afrosoricida; Chrysochloridae. The transcript has a single exon. Bases 1 to 924 code for a protein of 307 amino acids. Gene Ontology annotation, cellular component: membrane. Gene Ontology annotation, molecular function: odorant binding; olfactory receptor activity; G protein-coupled receptor activity. The record is from RefSeq and is a predicted model, not a curated record. Gene Ontology annotation, biological process: sensory perception of smell; G protein-coupled receptor signaling pathway.